Messenger RNA from Plasmodium malariae, 402 nucleotides. RefSeq names its product histone H2A, putative (gene H2A). Gene Ontology annotation, molecular function: protein heterodimerization activity; structural constituent of chromatin; DNA binding. The transcript has a single exon. The record is from RefSeq and is a predicted model, not a curated record. NCBI's taxonomy places the organism in Eukaryota, Apicomplexa, Aconoidasida, Haemosporida, Plasmodiidae. Gene Ontology annotation, cellular component: nucleosome. The coding region runs from base 1 to 402 and encodes 133 amino acids.
AUGUCAGCAAAAGGAAAAACUGGUCGAAAGAAGGCUGUGAAGGGAACCUCGAAUUCUGCAAAGGCAGGACUACAAUUCCCCGUUGGAAGAAUUGGAAGAUAUUUGAAAAAAGGAAAAUAUGCAAAGAGAGUAGGAGCAGGAGCACCUGUAUAUUUAGCAGCAGUUUUGGAAUACUUGUGUGCAGAAAUUUUAGAACUAGCUGGAAAUGCGGCAAGAGAUAAUAAAAAGUCAAGAAUAACCCCAAGGCACAUACAAUUAGCUGUUAGAAAUGACGAAGAAUUGAAUAAGUUUUUAGCAGGUGUUACUUUUGCCUCAGGAGGAGUAUUACCAAAUAUUCAUAAUGUAUUAUUACCAAAGAAAUCGCAAUUGAAAUCUGGUGGAACUGCAAAUAAUGACUAUUAA